This is a messenger RNA of Malus domestica (apple), 1824 nucleotides long. The record is from RefSeq and is a predicted model, not a curated record. Lineage: Eukaryota; Viridiplantae; Streptophyta; Magnoliopsida; Rosales; Rosaceae.
AUGGAGACUCCUCCGCCCCACCUCGAGAAAAUGGGCAGAGAACUCAAGUGCCCCAUCUGCGCUUGCAUUGUGAAGUCGAUGAAAUCGGGUUCCAAUUGUCCUGUUUGUAAAAUUCCAUAUCGGCGUAGGGAGGUUCGCCCGGCUCCUCACAUGGAUAAUUUGGUUAGUAUUUACAAGAGCAUGGAACAUGCUUCGGGAAUUAAUAUAUUUGUCACUCAGAAUGCACCCUCAACUAAAUCAUCAGAUGGAAAACAGCAAGCUGAAGAUGAUUUUAGCCAUGGCGAGCAUGAUCUUCCUGAGUUUCAGGAUAGAGCUGAGAAACAGAAAACCUUAAGAGGAAAAGGAUCCAGGAAAGCUAAAGCCAACCUGAAAAGUUCUGGUUCUAUUUCAAUCAAACCUUCAUUUCCAAACAAGAAAAGGGUUCAGGUUCCACAGUGUCCUAUUUCAGAAACCCCAACACGCCAUCAAAAGUUAGAAGGUGAUUUAAUGGCUGAUCGAGCUAAGCAGAGUUCAAAAACACUAAAGGAGAAGCCUGUUCUAAAUGAAAAGGGAGAACCGGUGCUGUCACCUUUCUUUUGGUUGAAUGACAAAGAUGUAGAAAGUUUGAGUCAGUUUUCUUUCGGUGAUCAACUUACCGAUCUUCCAUCUCCAAAUGUUCCCGCAUUCAGUGAUAUCAAAGACUCAGAUGAUGAAAACUCUGUUAGAUUGACCCAACCGAUAUGUGCUACAGAGUUCUUUACUAAGCUGGGGGAAGUGCACGGUACAUCUGCUCAUGCUGCAGAUUUAUUUGAUAGUGAGAUUUUUGAAUGGACACAAAUACCUUGCUCUCCCGAACUCUUCCCAAGUCCUCCGAAGAUGCAGCUUUCACUGCAGGGAACUGAAAUGCAGGUUGGAGAGGAUGAAAACGAUAGAGUUCUAUUGAAGGAACUAAAAGAAAUCUUACAAAACAAGAAAUCAGUUGAGCUUUCUGCUAAAAGUGCAAGGUCUAAAAGAAACAAAAAAAGUACUGGAAAUAUGGAUUUUCUUCCAGAUCUUCCUGCUGCUGGAACUAACGCUGUUACUAAUGAAUCUGACAAGCGAGGUAGGAAGGCAAAGAAUCUCACUAAAAGAAAGUGUGCUACAAGUCAUACAGAUCCAGGAACAGAUAUUAAUGUCACUUCGAAGGGAUCUGAGGUAUUUUAUGAAGGACAAGCAUGUGAGAAUAACGGUAGUUCUUUGGCUAAGACUCGCAAAAGGAGUAAGAAGGAACAUUCAUCUGUUGUUGUAACCAAGCCCACAUAUGAAAAUGUUCAUGUCCUCUCUACCAGAGCUGAUAGUCGAAUUAAUGGUGAUGAAAACGGGAUAACUGUAUCACCUACUUCAUUGGGAAAGAAUGCAGGCGGUGAUGAACCGUUCAGUAAGAAAGCUGGAAAAAUGUGUAGGGAGGUCAAUGACAAGAACAAGAUUGACCGCCCAGUAAGGUCAAAAAAACAAAAGAUGGUCUCCAUGCGACAGACAAUGCUUGAGGAGGUAUCAGAAAUACAGAAGCAAGCAAAUAAGGAUACUCCUACUGAGUUGUCUCUUAUAAAUCUUCCUACGGAUAACCAGAAAGCCUCCGAAUCCCGGAAUAAAUCCAGAAAACUUGCUAGAAAAGACAAGUUGGGAGAUCGAGAACUGAAAAGGAACAAAAAGGUGAAAGUUUCUUCUGAUGACAACUCAAAGGACAAUACUUCUGUUGAGAUUGGAGAAGGUCAUGGGCAUGUUAAUGGAAAUGGAAAUCAACCUGCUGAGAAGAGCAAGGGCAAUUGUAAUGUUAAUUUGUUUGAUAUGUAUUUCUUUGUGUAA